AUGACCACAACUAUGACUUCUACGGCAUCGCCACCUCCGCCGCAGCAGGAUGACUCUGCGUCCAAUCUAGCGGUCUUACCUCCCAUCGUCACGGAUGCCACUGUCAAGCGACCCAUUCGUCAGCGAUCAUCUUCAUAUGCGAAAGACCGCCUUUCCACGCACUCCAACGUUUCCCUAGCCUCUCAAAACCGGUCGCGCCCCGGUUCGCAUGUUUUCCCCGUCUUCCAUUCCAGCUUGCCGUAUGCUCUAGUACGAGAUUUCGCAUACCCAUCAAUCCAUCCCCUACACUACGGUCCAUUGCCACCACGUGCGUCUGGGGUGUCAACCCCAGUGAGUGAGCAGCGACGUCUGUCCGAUCCUCCGGCUCCGUGGGAUAGCUCGCGGGGACAGUGGUCAACUGGGCCAUGGAGCACCGACCACAGCUACGGGCACCAACAACUCCCCGCUAUGUCGUUCGGUGACGGCCCACCAUACAGCGAGGAUGAAGAUCUCCAUAGUCCGGUAUUUUCUGCACCUCGCCACCGGAAGAACAAGUCCACGGGCACAGAUCUAAAUGGUGGGCGAAAGAGAAGCCCUAGUCGCCCAGGGGCCACAGGUUAUUUGGGAGAUACUGAUCGUGGGAUGUAUGUCAGUACCAACGCGGACGGAAGCGAGACAUACUAUGUGAAUGACGAGGAUGAAAUAGAUGACGGCCCUGGCGGCGAGUAUGUCACCUACCCGGUAAAUGAGAGCCGAUACUCAUAUGCGGGGACAUAUGGGAACUAUGCAAGCUAUGGCCCUGACGUGGAAUAUGAAUCGGAGGAUGGGUGUGCUGAUGAUCGGUAUAAUGGCGACUUCCAAUUUGCUGUAGGAUGUCCGGAUGAAGAAAUGCACGGAAAGGCGGUUGCACUUUUCGAUUUCACUAGGGAACACGAAAACGAACUUCCCCUGACAGAGGGCCAGGUAAUAUUCGUUUCUUAUAGGCAUGGCCAAGGUUGGCUUGUUGCGGAGGACCCGCGGACUGGGGAAAGUGGCUUGGUGCCCGAAGAAUUCGUUCGUCUACUUCGCGAUAUAGAAGGGGGUCUGACAUCGUUGAAUGGUGAUCCGGAAUUCUUGGACGACACUCACCCUAACCACGAUUCGACCGAAAUCCACCAGGCGAUGGCACCCGCUCAGGAUGACCACCCGAGCUAUGUCGCUAAUGGCGAGAAGAAGGAUGACAACGAGCAAGGGGUUGAUACGAAAGAAAGACAAGAAAAGGUAUAUACACAUUCCCCAAACACCAUCACAAUUCACCCACCAGAACCCCGAACAACAGACCCUCCAUCCAACUCAGCAACAACCGUCCUCUGGCCCUCCAACUCCGACACCAUACCAGCCCGCUUCUCACCCCCAACCCCAACCAACCCCCCUGCACUAUUAACCCCGUCCAUCUCAUGCAGCGCCGCCGCCCCCUGCGCAUCCAUCUCCUGCCUCAUACUCCCUUCAAGCAUCGGCACAUCCUUCCCCCCAUCCUCCCCCAUAACCGGCUUAUCGGCCGCCGAAACAGGUCCCUGGACAUCCGGACCCUCCUGUACAACAUCUCCGUCUUUCUUCCGCCUUCGAAAGAAAAGAAACAAGGCAAUAACUCCCAGGAGGAAUACCGCGCCAACCACACCGCCGACUAUCCCUCCUAUCUGGGACCCCGAGAGUCCUUGUGUUGAUUGUGUGGCUGGUGCUGUCGCUGACGUGGUUGGCGAUGAGGUCGAUGGUGUUGUAGUUGUGGAAGUGGAGUUUGAUGUCGAUGUUGGAGAAGUAGAAGAUGUAGAUGCGGAGGACGUCGUCGAGGUCCCGUUUGUCAUGUUGUCGUAUGCCACGCAACAUUGGAUGGAGCUUAUCCCCGGACACGGCCAGGAGGGCUAUUGUCAUCAUUAG
This is a messenger RNA of Aspergillus oryzae RIB40, 1893 nucleotides long. RefSeq names its product adaptor protein NBP2. Gene Ontology annotation, molecular function: protein binding. The coding region runs from base 1 to 1893 and encodes 630 amino acids. The record is from RefSeq and is a predicted model, not a curated record. NCBI's taxonomy places the organism in Eukaryota, Fungi, Ascomycota, Eurotiomycetes, Eurotiales, Aspergillaceae. The transcript has 2 exons.